AUGACUCGCGAUCGCCCCCUCCCACUCGCCGAAGAAUGGGAGGACGUUGACACCUAUGUCAGUGCGCUUCUUUCCUUCGCGAGUGAGAACUUGCUGUUCAUGAACCUGUGUGGUGGUGUGCAUAUCCUCGAUUUCCUGACGCGCGAACCCGAUAUCUAUACGGCUUUGCUAUCCAAGAGCUGGAGAACAUUCUUCGACCAGCACGACGUACACGACAUCAUCCGUCUACUUCUUCGGGAAGAUAUCGAGCCUUUGCGACAGGCUGAUACGAACGGUGACGCCCAAGACGAUGGCCGUACAUGGAAUGGAGGCGCAUUUCCUCCGCAGGACCUUUUAGAAUAUAUCCACAAUGUACGCCGGUUGAGUCUCGGUCGAGACUUCACCUCUCCGUUAUCAAAAUCGACCAAGAGCACCCUGCCAAGACACGUUGCGGUGGGCAUGAACAAGAAGAAGGUUCACGAGGUCGAGCAUUUUUCAAAAUACGUCGCAUCCCUAUCUGAUACUGUCAACGAGCGUCGAGGUGAGCCUGUCUCUCACAUCGUGGAUUUUGGAUCUGGUCAGAAUUACCUUGGACGCACGUUAGCAAGCUCGCCCUACCACAAACAUAUCAUCGCCAUUGAGCGGAAGCAUCAGUAUAUCAGCGGUGCGCGGGAUAUGGAUGUUCAAGCUAGGUUAGCCAAGAAGGAAGAAACGACUAUCUACGUCCAAAAUCGCAAGAAGUCAUGUACUGAUUGUGACGGGAACCCCGAGCUUGCAGCUCCUGAAAUUAAGGAUAAUCCUUCACAAGAGACGGGAGUGCGUCAGUCCUUAUCUGAAGAUGUUCCACCCCAAGAACUCAAUGAGACAAUUGAGGAUGUUACCGCGUUCAAAAUGCUGGGUGAGAUCACUCUCGAAGCUGACGAGCUUCUCGGCCCUGUCGCGAAAAACACGCACGUAAGGAAGGAGCAGCCUGAGAUCGACACUCGAGGAACUAUCAGCUACAUUGAGCAUGAAAUUCAGGACGGUUACCUUGAGCCCAUCAUCGACCAUGUUGUCGACCCUUCUCCUGAAGCCACCAAUGGAGAGGUGUCAGAAGAUAAACAAGAGACGGUCAUCACAGCACAAGCAGACUCGAAGACGCAGGAUCCCCGUGUGAUGGUUGUAUCCCUGCACUCCUGUGGAAACCUCGUUCAUCACGGCGUGCGCUCGCUGAUCCUCAAUCCAUCCGUCGUGGCCGUGGCCAUGAUCGGCUGCUGUUACAAUCUACUGACCGAACGUCUCGGUCCCGCGACAUACAAACUUCCCAUCCUCCGUUCCCUUCAUCCACGCUUGACCGAAACUGGAUGCGCAUACGAUCCGCACGGUUUCCCAAUGUCCAAGAUGUUCGAAGACUAUGAGAGCUCCGGCGUAAAGGGAAUGAAACUCAAUAUUACCGCCCGCUCAAUGGCUGUCCAGGCGCCAUAUAACUGGGGCUAUGCGGAUAGCGAGGGCUUCUUCACCCGCCACUUCUUCCGCGCUCUAUACCAGCGCAUCCUUGUUGACCGCGAUGUUGUACCUAAACCCGGUCUCGUGAAGGAUCUGACUGGUGAAUCAAAGGGCACAACGCCUGUAAUCAUCGGAUCCUUGCGCAAAGCUGCAUUCACAUCUUUCAACUCCUAUGUCCGCACCGCAACAGUGAAAACCAGUCGUGACCCAGUUCACGGUACAAAGAUUCAAGAGCGAGUCGCAUCGAUGACAGACGAGGAAAUCGAUGAUUACGAGACCAAGUUUCUACAAGGAAGAAAGAACCUCAGUGUCGUAUGGAGCUUGAUGGCAUUCAGCGCACAGGUGGUCGAGGCCAUUAUCGUUGUUGACCGAUGGCAAUUCUUGCGCGAGCAUGACAAUGUCAAGGAAUGCUGGGUUGAGCCUGUAUUCGACUACAGUUUGAGUCCACGGAACUUGGCUGUUAUUGGACUUAAGAAGUGA
This is a messenger RNA of Penicillium atrosanguineum, 1944 nucleotides long. RefSeq lists its product as uncharacterized. The coding region runs from base 1 to 1944 and encodes 647 amino acids. NCBI's taxonomy places the organism in Eukaryota, Fungi, Ascomycota, Eurotiomycetes, Eurotiales, Aspergillaceae. The record is from RefSeq and is a predicted model, not a curated record. The transcript has a single exon.